AUGAUGUUCCCCAGCCUCAUCGCCCCGCCGGCCGUCUACCCCAGCCUCCUGCGCCCGACUCCCACCCUCACCUUGCCUCAGUCGCUGCAGUCGGCUUUUUCCAGCCAUUCCAGCUUCCUGGUGGAAGAUUUGAUCCGGAUCAGCAGACCUACCAGUUACCUGCCCAGGACUGCCCCUCCGCCCAGCAUGUCCCCGCCAACCUCGGCGGCCAGGACGGACUCGGGGACGCCGGAGCUCACGGGCUCCACCAACGCCGCCGGCUCCCGGAGGAUCUGUUCGCCACCGACUUCCAGCAGCGACUCCACUUUCCUGAAGUUUGGAGUCAACGCCAUCCUCUCCUCCGCCCCCCGCGCCGAAACUUCCCCUGCGUUGCUUCAGAGCGUCCCUCCAAAGACUUUCUCCUUUCCGUACUUUGAAGGAUCCUUCCAGCCCUUUAUCAGAUCGUCCUAUUUCCCAGCUGCCUCCACCGUGGUCCCCAUCCCUGGCACCUUCUCCUGGCCGCUGGCCGCCCGUGGCAAGCCCCGCCGGGGCAUGCUGCGCCGCGCCGUCUUCUCCGACGUGCAGCGCAAGGCUCUCGAGAAGAUGUUCCAGAAGCAGAAGUACAUCAGCAAACCCGACAGGAAGAAGUUGGCGGCCAAGCUGGGCCUCAAAGACUCGCAGGUGAAGAUCUGGUUCCAGAACAGGAGAAUGAAGUGGAGGAACUCCAAAGAGCGAGAGCUCCUCUCUUCUGGUGGCUGCAGAGAACAAACCCUACCCACCAAGUUUAAUCCUCAUCCAGACCUCAGUGAUGUAGGCAAGAAAUGUUCAGGAGAGGAGGAAGAGGAAGAAAUACCCCCUGUGUGCCCACCCAGCCCCCGACAUCACUUAACCUACCACCAGACUCCAGAACAUCUACACUUGAGGGACAGACUGGACUCCCAGAUGUCUCCUUCUCCAUCCCAUUCUAGCAGCCCCAGCAAACCUUCAGACUUCUCAGACUCAGAGGAAGAGGAUGAUGAAGGGGAAGAGGAAGAGGAGGAGAUAACCGUCUCUUAG
Colius striatus (speckled mousebird) is the source of this 1035-nucleotide messenger RNA. RefSeq names its product developing brain homeobox 1 (gene DBX1). The record is from RefSeq and is a predicted model, not a curated record. Gene Ontology annotation, molecular function: DNA-binding transcription factor activity, RNA polymerase II-specific; DNA binding. Gene Ontology annotation, biological process: cell differentiation in spinal cord; regulation of transcription by RNA polymerase II. The transcript has 4 exons. Bases 1 to 1035 code for a protein of 344 amino acids. Lineage: Eukaryota; Metazoa; Chordata; Aves; Coliiformes; Coliidae.